Lodderomyces elongisporus is the source of this 1233-nucleotide messenger RNA. RefSeq lists its product as uncharacterized. The transcript has a single exon. The record is from RefSeq and is a predicted model, not a curated record. Lineage: Eukaryota; Fungi; Ascomycota; Pichiomycetes; Serinales; Debaryomycetaceae. Bases 1 to 1233 code for a protein of 410 amino acids.
AUGGCUUUAUGUCCCAAACCAUACACUUUUGAAAAUGACAUUGCAUCCAAGACACCGACACAAAUAUCUUGUGUAGGUGAUUCCAGAAAUGGAAACACAAAGAGAAGUUGCAACUUUUUGUACCCAUCAACACCAAACAAGAGAAUUUGUUUGCAACCAAUUCUGGAUAACAUUAGAAACACCAAUGAUGGAGGUGCAAAUGACUCUCACACUAGUCAGUUCCUGUUGAACAGAAAAGUUCCUAGCAACUACUACUACUCUUCGUCAUCUGAAGACGACGACUCUGAAGAUGAACAAACAUGCUACAAUGCUGACCAAGCAAGAGCAAAGAGAAGAGCAUCCACUAGAGUCUCAUUCUCAAACAACUUGGACUUGGUUAAGGCAAUGUCCAAAUACUCUGAUGACGAAGAUGAAGACAUUAGACUGGACACUUUUAAGCCGGCAUUUAGCGUGUCUCGUCGUAUCCUCCUGGACAUGCAAUACAAUAAUAGCAAUAAUAACAAUUUUAACAACAACAACAAUAACAAUAACAAUACCUACCACCACCACCACCACCAUCGCUCAGCAUCAGCAUCAUCAAUAAUCAAGAUUUUAAAAUCAGAGGAUGAAAUUGAGAAUUUGGAUUGCAAGAUUGCUUCAAGUCCAAUUAGCAGCAAACUUUGCCUCAAGAAGAUGCUCGCGUCAAGCGAUUUCAGCGACAGUGUCAAUGAUGUUAUUGACCGUGAAGGAAAUGGCAAUGGCAAUAAUGACAGAGAUGAUGAUGAUGGUGAUGGCGAUGAUGAUGACAACGUUUGCAACAACGAUGAUGAUGAUGACGAUGAUGAUGAUGAUGAUGAUGAACAAGACGAGAGUGAUUCAGUAAACCACUCAGUUGCCAUUGCAGAUAGAAACGCUAGAGUAAGGUGUUUUGACUACCUUAUUGGUGCAAUCGAUGAAGCUUGGGCCAGAUAUUGCGACGCAACUACUUAUGUCGAGGAUGAGGUGCAUGGCUACAUCACUCCAGCAUCAUUAGCAUCUGACUGCAGUGACGACGAUGACAAGGAGUUGAUGAAUUUGAAGCAACGUUUGAUCAGAUCAAAGGAGUUUCUCCAGGAUCACAUUGAAUCACACGACAUGGAUGAUGUUAGAAAAUUCUGGCACCGUUGGGACGUUACCAAAUACCAGAUGUUGGACGUUAUGGAGGAUGACGACGAGGUCCUUGAUGAGCUUGAAUGCGGCCGCCGGAUUUUUUAA